Messenger RNA from Lottia gigantea (owl limpet), 1486 nucleotides. RefSeq lists its product as hypothetical. NCBI's taxonomy places the organism in Eukaryota, Metazoa, Mollusca, Gastropoda, Lottiidae. Gene Ontology annotation, molecular function: NADH dehydrogenase activity. Bases 149 to 1486 code for a protein of 445 amino acids. The record is from RefSeq and is a predicted model, not a curated record. The transcript is spliced from 9 exons.
GCCAUCUGCAAGAGAGCGAUUUGGGCGCACGUUUGAUGUUAUCGAGAGUUGAAUUGUCUGUGCUGCAAAAACCAAAAUUUGAUGGAAAAGGGACCAGAUAUAUCAUAAAAACUUUUUUAUUUUUUGCGCAUAGUUAAUUUGAGCCAAAAUGUUGGCCAGUAGAUUUUUAAAAGUGCCUAUACAGAUUCAGAAAUCCAACCUUCAAUUAAAACUACUAAGUACUGUGUCACCAAAACGCGAGAAGUUAGUUAUAUUAGGAACAGGCUGGGGAGGUUAUAGUGUUCUCAAGAAUGUUAACAAAGAAAAGUUUGAUGUAAUUGUCGUCAGCCCUAGAAACCAUUUUUUAUUUACACCACUACUUGCCAGUACUACAGUGGGGACACUUGAGUUCAGAUCUAUUAUUCAACCAAUUCGUGAAUCAGGAUUUCGUGAUUCUGCCCAUUUUCAUCUGUCUCAUGCCUCUAAGUUAGAUAUGAAGAAUAAAGUAUUACAUUGUGAGAGUGUAUUAACACCUGAUCUACAGUAUACUAUAGAUUAUGAUAAGUUAGUUAUAGCUGUAGGAGCUCUCAGUAAUACCUUUGGUGUACCUGGUGUUGAAGAACACGCUUUUUUUCUUAAGGAAGUGGUAGAUGCUAGGAAGAUUAGAAAUCGUAUAUUGAAUAAUUUUGAGUUAUCAUUAGGACCUAAAACUACCGAAUCAGAAUCUAGAAGAUUGUUACAUACAGUCAUUGUGGGUGGAGGACCAACUGGAGUAGAAUUUGGUGCUGAAUUGUAUGAUUUUGUACAACAGGAUGUAGCUAAACUUUAUAGACAGAAACAGAAAGAAGUGACAGUGACACUAGUGGAAUCAGAUAAAAUAUUGGGAUCAUUUGAUGCCAGAUUACAGAAACAUGCUGAGAAGAAAAUUCAAGCUAGAGAAAGAUUUAAGUUAGUUAAAUCAUCUGUAACAGAGGUAUAUAAUGAUAGUGUAAAGUUACAAGAUGGUACUAUUAUACCAUGUGGUUUAGUGGUAUGGAGUACUGGGCUAGCACCUAGAUGGUUCACCAGCCACUUCAAUGUUCCUAAAAAUAAAAGAGGCCAGAUAUUAACAGAUGGAUGUUUAAGAGUAGUAGAAGAUCCUAAUCAAUGUGUAUAUGCAGUAGGUGAUUGUGCUGAUAUUAAAGAUAGACCUUUACCUUGUACUGCACAGGUAGCAGAAAAACAAGGUAAAUAUUUAUCUGAAGUUAUAAGUGGUAAAACCAGCCCAGCAGCUGAAUUUGAGUUUAAGAAUAUGGGAAUGUUAGCCUAUGUUGGUGGAUAUCAAGGUUUAACAGAUACACCUAAAGUUAAAUUACGAGAUUUAUUUGUUUUUUCAGGAUUUACAUCAUGGUUGCUAUGGAGAUCUGCCUAUUUAACUAGGUUAGGUAGUUGGAGAUUGAGAAUGCAGGUUCCAAUGGAUUGGUUAAAAACUUUGUUGUUUGGUAGAGAUAUAUCUAGAUUUGAUUAA